Messenger RNA from Rangifer tarandus platyrhynchus (Svalbard reindeer), 204 nucleotides. Lineage: Eukaryota; Metazoa; Chordata; Mammalia; Artiodactyla; Cervidae. The record is from the annotation of a GenBank genome assembly.
AUGCACCCCCUCCCAGAGCCGAUGAGCAGCUUAGGUGGUACAAACCCAGACCUGGAAAAAGCCCUAAAUCCACAACAAGAAAGAACAUCUAAAAAGCACCUGCUUUGUAAUGUUUUAUUACUUUCAGGUCCAGGCUCUGAUACUAACAACCUGUACGUCAACAAGCUGGAACCUGCAUCUCAGCAAUGCCGUGUUGCAACAUGA